Aspergillus puulaauensis is the source of this 1266-nucleotide messenger RNA. RefSeq names its product enoyl-[acyl-carrier-protein] reductase (gene ETR1). Gene Ontology annotation, cellular component: mitochondrion. Gene Ontology annotation, molecular function: trans-2-enoyl-CoA reductase (NADPH) activity. The record is from RefSeq and is a predicted model, not a curated record. Gene Ontology annotation, biological process: fatty acid metabolic process. Lineage: Eukaryota; Fungi; Ascomycota; Eurotiomycetes; Eurotiales; Aspergillaceae. The transcript is spliced from 2 exons. The coding region runs from base 1 to 1266 and encodes 421 amino acids.
AUGUUCUCACGCUGCGUCCUCCAAUCCACGGCAAAAUCGUCGCUGAUUCAGGCACCCUUUCUGCAAACCCGCAUUUCAGCGCUGUCUUCUGUUACCGCACAUCGAUGCCAGAACUCUAUUCCAAGCCCCCGGGUUGAUGGUCGGCGAUACAUUUCAGCCUACGGGUAUACGCAAGCCAAAGCGCUCGUUUAUUCUCGAUAUGGAGAGCCGAAAGAUGUUUUACAGCUUCACAAGCAUUCGAUUUCCGCGCCCAAUGGAACGCAAGUUAACCUCCGUCUUAUCGCGGCUCCUUUGAACCCCGCCGAUGUGAACCAAAUUCAGGGCGUAUACCCAAGCAAGCCUCCCUUCCAGACGACGCUCGGCACACUGGAGCCAUCCGCUAUUGGCGGAAACGAGGGCGCGUUCGAGAUCAUUGGAACUGGAUCUGAGGUCAAGCGGCUUUCAAAAGGCGAUUGGGUUAUCAUGAAGCGUACGGGACAAGGUACCUGGCGCACACAUGCCCAGAUGGACGAGUCACAACUGAUCAAAAUCGAGGACCAAACGGGCCUAAGUCCGUUGCAAGUCAGCACCGUGAGCGUAAAUCCCGUUACCGCAUAUCGGAUGAUUAAGGACUUUUGUGAUUGGGACUGGAUGCGCGCUGGAGAGGAAUGGCUUGUACAAAAUGGCGCAAACAGUGGCGUGGGGCGUGCUGCUAUCCAACUUGGAAGAGAAUGGGGUAUCAAGACACUCAAUGUUGUUCGUGAGAGGCAGACACCAGAAGAAACAGAGGCUUUAAAGCAGGAAUUAAAAGACUUAGGAGCCACCGCAGUGGUCACCGAGGCCGAGCUGCUGUCUGGAGAAUUCAGGAACAUUGUCAAGGAGCUUACUCGACAAGGGAAGGAGCCCAUCCGGUUGGCUCUGAACUGUGUCGGUGGUAAAAAUGCUACAGCUCUGGCGAAGGUCCUGGCGCCAGGGUCCCAUAUGGUUACAUACGGGGCUAUGUCGAAACAACCUGUUGCCCUGCCCUCUGGACUUUUGAUAUUCAAAAACCUGGCAUUUGAUGGUUUCUGGGUGAGUAAAUGGGGAGAUAAAAACCCACAUCUCAAAGAGAACACGAUCAAGGAUAUCCUGCAAUUGACUAGAGCCGGAAAAUUUAAGGAUAUUCCUGUGGAAGAAGCUAAAUGGAGUUGGGACACCGAAGCCCCCGAGCUUGCAGCGGCUGUGCAGGGAACUCUCAGUGGAUACAGGGGCGGAAAGGGCCUGCUCAAAUUUGAAGGCGACGACUAA